Messenger RNA from Telopea speciosissima, 977 nucleotides. RefSeq lists its product as uncharacterized. The transcript is spliced from 6 exons. The coding region runs from base 51 to 965 and encodes 304 amino acids. The record is from RefSeq and is a predicted model, not a curated record. Lineage: Eukaryota; Viridiplantae; Streptophyta; Magnoliopsida; Proteales; Proteaceae.
UUAGUUGCAGAAUAGCAAAUUAGCAAGCAAAUUUCACAAGCUCUCCAGCUAUGGAUUUUUGGCAGAAGGCACGAACCUUUGCUGAAGAAGCAGCGAAGAGAUCACAAGAACUCACAAAAGAAGCAGCGAAGAAAUCCCAAGAGCUCACCAUAGGAUCAUCCAAGAUAUCCGAUAUCGUCUCAGAGACCGCCAAGAGAUCUAUGGAGAUAGCCGCAGAGGCCACCAAGAAAGCCGAUCAGAUUAAGGUUGAAGCAUUGAAACGGGCGGACCAGAUCAAAUCCCUAGCCGAGGGGAUCUCUCCUCAAAUUCCUGUCCCUGCGAUCUCACUCAUUGAUUCUUCGUCCGCUGACACUUCCUCUUCAGAUCUCGAGAAAUUCGGCGUUACGGAUGAUUUGAGAGAGUUUGUGAAAGGAAUUACACUCGGCACAUUUCAGGAUUUUCCCAUGGAAGAUGAGCCAGAAACCGCUGAUGUCCUAACAGUCUCAAAUGUCAGACAGGAUCUUACAGAGUGGCAAGCGAGACAUGCCACUCUAGUUCUCUCUACAGUCAAGGAAAUUUCUAGGUUAAGAUAUGAUUUAUGCCCACGCCUCAUGAAAGAAAAGAAAUUCUGGAGGAUAUAUUUUGUACUAGUGAACAGUCAUGUGGCUCCAUAUGAAAAACGCUACAUGGAGGAGGUUAAGCUAAAAGGCUUAGAGCAGGGCCAGCAGGCAAAAGAUGAUAAAGCAAAAGACAUUUCACCAGUUGGAACAACUUCUAAACAGGACAAGACAGAAACCAACCGGCCUAAUAAGGCUUCAUCAUCUACUGAGCAGGAUUUGGAUGUAUUUCUCCUGGGAGAUCUUGGAAGUAGUGAUGAGGGUCCAGAUGAUGGAGAUGAGACCUUUGAUGAUGACUUCGAUAAGAUUGACAACUCAGAUGAAGAAGAUGAGAAGCAGCUGAAGAAGACAACAUCUACAGCAGGAUAAAUUACUGUUUAG